Molecule: messenger RNA, 2615 nt
Organism: Ceratotherium simum simum (southern white rhinoceros)
Lineage: Eukaryota; Metazoa; Chordata; Mammalia; Perissodactyla; Rhinocerotidae
Gene: ADA2
Product: adenosine deaminase 2
Biological process (GO): inosine biosynthetic process; adenosine catabolic process
Molecular function (GO): adenosine deaminase activity
Source: RefSeq, a predicted model, not a curated record
AAUGUCGGCAGGUGGCCCACCAGGGCGGCCAGCCCUGCUCUCCCUGCUGUUGGCGGCGGCGAUGGCUUUUUUCUGCUCAGCCAUAUCCAAAGAUGAAGCACGAAACCGGCUGUUGAUGAGAGAGAAGAUGACACGGGUGGGGGGGCGACUGGUGCUGGGCAAACAGGAGGAGCUGGCCAACGCGAGGCUCAUGGCCCUCAAGAAGGCUGAGAUGGCGCAGGCCAUGAAGACCCAGAAGUUCCCACCCAGCAUGCAUUUUUUUCAGGCCAAGAAUCUCAUCGAGAAAAGUGAGGUGUUUAGUAUCCUGAAGAGGAUGCCAAAAGGGGCUGCCUUACACGUCCAUGACUUCAGCAUCCUGAGUGUGGACUGGCUGGUGAAAAAUGUCACCUACAGGCCCCACUGCCAUUUCUGUUUCACUCCAAAGGGGACCCUGCAGUUCAAAUUUGCUCACCCAACUCCCCCGACCCCCACGCCAGCAGAAUGUUCAGAGUGGAUUCUGCUGGAGAAGUAUCGAAGGGGGCUGCAGAACAUCACUGAGUUUGACAACAGUCUGCUGAAGAAUUUCACUCUGAUGACCGAGAACCCCGAGGUGACAUAUGCAAACCAAAAUAUCGUCUGGUCCAAGUUUGGAACCAUCUUCUUCAUGAUCUCUGGCCUCGUCCACUAUGCACCGGUGUUCAGAGACUACAUCUUCCAGGGCCUCGAGGAGUUCUACCAGGACAACGUCUUCUACCUGGAGCUCAGAGCCUUGCUGCUCCCGGUGUAUGAACUGGACGGGACGGUCCAUAGCCGAGAGUGGUCAGUGAAGACUUACAAAGAAGUUGCUUAUAUGUUUGCGAAAAAGCAUCCUGCAUUUAUUGGAAUCAAAAUCAUUUAUUCGGAUGACAGAUCCAAAGAUGUGUCCCUCAUCAUGGAAUCCGUCCGAACAGCCAUGGCGCUUCAGACCAUGUUCCCCAGAAUGGUGGCAGGAUUUGAUCUGGUGGGGCGUGAGGACACUGGCCACUCCUUGUAUGACUACAAGGAGGCUUUGAUGCUUCCAGCCUCGCAUGCAGUAAAACUGCCUUACUUUUUCCACGCCGGAGAGACAGAUUGGCAGGGUACUUCCGUAGACAGAAACCUUCUGGAUGCCCUAAUACUGAACUCUACCAGGAUUGGCCAUGGAUUUGCUUUGAGCAAACACCCAGCAGUCUGGGCUGACUCCUGGAAGAAGGACAUCCCCAUCGAGGUCUGUCCCAUCUCCAACCAGGUUCUGAAACUGGUAUCUGACCUGAGAAACCACCCUGCAGCUGUUCUCAUGGCCACCGGGUACCCCAUGGUGAUCAGCUCUGAUGACCCAGCUGUCUUUGGAGCCAAAGGCUUGUCCUAUGAUUUCUAUGAGGCCUUCAUGGGCAUUGGGGGGAUGACGGCUGACCUGAGGACAUUCAAACAGCUGGCCAUGAACUCUAUCAAGUACAGCGCCCUGUUGGCUAUGGAGAAGAAGGUGGCCAUGAAGACCUGGGAGGAGAGAUGGGAUAAGUUUGUAGCUGACCUGGCCAGGAGGCCCAAGUGAGAAGACAGAUGUUUAUUCCCUGAUUCCUCUGCUUCCCUCCACAAGCUGUCUUCAUUUUCUCUCGAUCAUUCUUGAGUCCACUCCAGUGUAGUCUCCACCUCUAUUUCUUCAUCAAAACUGACCUUGUGAAGGUCGGCAAUGGCCUCCAGAUUGCUUGACCUCUCAGAAAUACUUGAUCAGUUGACCAAACUUUUCUUUUUGAAAUAUUCUUCUCUCAGCCUCAGUGACAUCCACUCUCUUGGUUUUCUCCUUUCUUUCUGGCCGUUGCUUCUGAUGUCCCUUUUCCAGAUGCUCCUUCUCCGUCUGAUCUCUGUGUUGAAUUUCCUCAGCACUCAAUCCUGCCUCUCUUGAGUUCUUGUCUUUUUGCUUCUCUCCUCUUCUUUUCUCUUCUCUUCCCACUCUAUACUCUUUUCCUAGUUAGUUUCAUUCAUUCCUUUGCUUGAAAUACUAUUUAUUUGCUUAUGAUUCCCAAAUUUAUUUAUUCUCUUGGAUGGCUCACAGGAAUCUCAGAAACUACUACGUGCAAUGCUGAACUCUCAGUCUCUUCCCUUUCAACCUUUUCCUGGUCUUUCCAUCUUAGUAAAUGGCACUUCCAUCCAUUCCACCCAGUUGCUCAAAGCAGAAAUUUUCAGUGACAUUCCUGAUACUGCUCUCUCCCCUGCUCCCUAUAUCAAAAUGUAUCUUGAAUCCAUCCAUGCCUCUCCACCUCUACUGCUAUUGGCUGAGUUGAAGCCAUUAUCACCUCUUGCCUGAGUUUUGACAAUAGCCUCCUAAUUGAUCUCCUCAUUCUUCUCUUUGCCCUCUCCAAUUCAUUCUUCACUGAGCAAUGGCUUUCUAAAAAUUAAAUUAAAUCAGGUUAUUCCAUUGCUUACAACUCGGUGCACUUAGAAAAACCCAAAUGUCUCAGCAGGGCAUACAGCAUCCUGUUUAAUCUGGACCCCUUUCAGCAUCAUCCUACCCCAGUUGCCUCUUGUGCGCCAGACUCUAGCCACCCUAGCCCUUUGUUCCUCAGAUACCCCAAGCUCUAUCCUGCAUCAGGGUCUUUCUCAUUCUCUCUGCCUGGAAU